Aspergillus lentulus is the source of this 1035-nucleotide messenger RNA. RefSeq lists its product as uncharacterized. Gene Ontology annotation, molecular function: zinc ion binding. Lineage: Eukaryota; Fungi; Ascomycota; Eurotiomycetes; Eurotiales; Aspergillaceae. The record is from RefSeq and is a predicted model, not a curated record.
AUGAACCUCGAGGAGCUUCUGAUGAUGGAGUCGAGCUGCGACCGCGAGGAGAUCGUUGACCUGCGUGCUCUGGAGCUCAUGGAUUGCCCGGGGACACUUUGCGACAAGAAGACCAGGAAGAAGGAUCUUAGUCCCGAUAAAAAAUGCAUGCAUGAGAUUCACCAGUGCUCUCGUUGCGGGGAGGAGGUGAUGGAGCAGGAUUACGAGGAGCAUGUAAAGGAACUGUGCCCCAGCUUGAGAACAACCUGUCCCGACUGCCAAACAACUGUCUUUCGAAAAGUGUUGAGGGAUCAUAUUGAAACCUGCCCGGAGGCAAUACAUGCUUGUGCCGCAUCCAAGUAUGGAUGUCCCGUUAAAGUCAAGCGGGCCGACCUGGCGACACAUGAGCAAAUUUGUCCACUCAUUGCUAUGGGCCCCUAUUUCGAAGCUCAGAAUGCCCGGCUUGACUCCCUGGAAUUGACCAUCCGCCAUCUUCAGCAGCGAAAUGAGAUCUUCGAGGACGGGAUCGCCAACAUUCGCUCUACCCUACUAGAUGCUUCGCAUGCCCUUCCUGGACAGAACACAGAAACUCGAUUAAGCCCUUCGGGGCAGUCAGGGUCAUCAAGCCCUCCGCGACUAUCGGGUAGUCCCUCACACGCUGAUCAUUCUAGUGCAAUAUCUUCUAAUGCCGCCACUACGACAUAUUUGCUCGCCCUGCACGAAUCUCUUCGAGAAGAAGUUGGUCAGCUUUCACAUGCAAUCACCGAUUUAGACGCUCGCGCCAGCAUGGCCAUCAUGAAUGAGUGUCUCCGUAUAAAGGAAGACAUGGCUCACACAAAUGCUGCUGUCAGCAGUAUUCGCAUGCAGAUCCAGUGGCUGAUGAAUCCUCGUCUACACCAGAGCCAGCGAACUAUUGGUAUGCGCGGAAAUAAUGGCAGCAAUAGCAAUGAUGAGAGCAGGGCUGGCCAGCUAGGAUCGUCUUCGUCUGGCCCAUCCUCAGGCUUGCUGAGACCCCGGAGACCGAGCGAUAGCGGACGGGAGGGUACCAAACUAUGA